UAGUUUACUCUCCCUAGAAGCUGGUCUUAAGCUGCUUCGGUUCAGAGUACCAGUCCGAAAUGGGUGGUCAUUACCCAGCGCCCAUAGCCCCUACCCAUACCCGCAUAGGAUGGAUAGGCAUCGGCGUCAUGGGUGGCGCCAUGGCCUCCCGCUUCAUCUCCGCCGGCUACUCCCUUUCCAUCUAUGCCCGCACCCCAUCUAAAGCCACCUCCCUAGUCUCCAUCGGCGCCACUCUCGCCUCCUCCCCGGCGGAACUCGCUGCCACCAGCGACGUCGUUUUCACCAUGAUCGGCCAUCCUUCUGACGUCCGAACCCUCGUCCUCGACACACUUCUUCCGUCCUUCAGUCCCAACACCGUCAUCAUCGACCAUACCACUAGCCACCCGGCACUAGCCAGGCAAGUUUACGCUUCCGCCCUUGAGAAACACUGUUAUUCCGUCGAUGCCCCCGUAUCUGGGGGAGAUAUAGGGGCUAGAGAUGGUAAAUUGGCAAUUUUCGCGGCUGGGGAUGCUGAGGUGGUGCAGUGGUUAAAGCCCUUGUUUGAUAUAUUGGGGAAAGUGAAUUAUAUGGGGAAUGCUGGCAAGGGACAAAGUUGUAAGAUAGCUAAUCAGAUGGCACUAGUGGGGAGUUUUUUGGGAUUGAGUGAAGGAUUGGUGUUUGCGGAGAAGGCGGGAUUAGAUAAGGAUAAGUUCUUGGAGGCGGUGAGAGGGGGUGCGGCUGGGUCCAUGGUUAUGGAAUUGUUUGGGAAGAGGAUGAUUAGUAGGGAUUUUAGGCCUGGAGGUUUUGCGGAGUAUAUGGUGAAGGAUUUGGGGAUAGGAGUAGAUUUGGAAGAAGGGGAGGAGGAGGUAGUGGUGUUUCCAGGAGCUGCACUGUCUAAGCAGUUGUUUUCUGCAAUGGUGGCGAAUGGGGACGGGAAGUCUGGGGCGCAGGGUGUUAUAACGGUGAUUGAGAGAAUGAAUGGAAUGGGGGGGUGAAUAGGGUAGAGGUUAAGCAGUUGUCUUGCUCUUUCAUGUACGAUGUGGUUGUGUUUGAGUUUGCUUGCUCGUUUCUAGUCUAUGGUUACAUGGUGAAGCCACUGAUUCUGUUUGUUGCUCAUUUUGGUUAUUCGUGAUGCUCACGCAUACCGGCUUCCCCAAAGUUAAUGAGACACUUCCUGUAUAUUCUAGUGAAUCAUUUCUUGUCAUCUUGAUUAUGAAAUAGUAAUUGUCUUGUUCUUUGAUUCUGCA
Sesamum indicum (sesame) is the source of this 1226-nucleotide messenger RNA. Its product is annotated as putative 3-hydroxyisobutyrate dehydrogenase-like 3, mitochondrial. Gene Ontology annotation, molecular function: NAD binding; NADP binding; oxidoreductase activity. NCBI's taxonomy places the organism in Eukaryota, Viridiplantae, Streptophyta, Magnoliopsida, Lamiales, Pedaliaceae. The record is from RefSeq and is a predicted model, not a curated record.